This is a messenger RNA of Kickxella alabastrina, 2034 nucleotides long. Its product is annotated as snRNA-activating protein of 50kDa MW C terminal-domain-containing protein. NCBI's taxonomy places the organism in Eukaryota, Fungi, Kickxellomycota, Kickxellomycetes, Kickxellales, Kickxellaceae. The coding region runs from base 80 to 1918 and encodes 612 amino acids. Gene Ontology annotation, biological process: snRNA transcription by RNA polymerase II; snRNA transcription by RNA polymerase III. Gene Ontology annotation, cellular component: snRNA-activating protein complex. The transcript is spliced from 3 exons. Gene Ontology annotation, molecular function: RNA polymerase III type 3 promoter sequence-specific DNA binding; bent DNA binding; core promoter sequence-specific DNA binding. The record is from RefSeq and is a predicted model, not a curated record.
UACGAUUUUGCUUCAUUUUUAUUUUAUUCGUUAUUUUUAAGCCUAUAAACAAAUUCACACAUUGCAUCCGCUAGCGAGAAUGCCACCCUCAGAUCUAAUCAACGUCCGCAAUUUCAGAGACAAGUUUGCCGGAUUCGUGCGCAGUCAAAAGGACCGCGGUGUCUUCAGCGCUCAGUCGGAAUGGUCACCCGAGAUUCAAAGCGAAGUCGCCAGCAGAUGCCAAAUUGCAGACGACCUGAGCUUUUCCAACACUGCAUUUGUCAACCCAACUCUCUUCCACAUGCUUCGGCAGCACCGCGAGUUUAACGAAGCCACCGAGCGCGAGCUGCUCCAGAAGAAGCGCCACGUGGCAGCUGAGCUCGAGAGAAAGCGCCAUACGAGAAACUGGAGCACACCAUCAGCCACGAGCCAGCAGCAGCGGCAGAGGGAACACGGUUUGGAAGGCAUGCCUGAUUUCAACACCGCUGCCGCUGCAGAGGAGGCAAACGAUGGCAACCAGCUUGCUGAAAGCAGCAUGCUGCUGGCAGUUGAUAUUGGCGGGUGUGAGGCCGAAUUGGGAGCGCAGACCAUGGAUAUCGAUAGCACAACUCACAUUCCAGAGAGUGUGGAUGCACACGAGCAGGCUAGCUUUGAAAUGAAUGAGGACACUGCCAGCAAUCCCACAAAAUGCAAUGAGGCCAACGGCAGCAUUUCAGUCAGCACCGACGAUGAAGUCAUCAACACUGACGGAGAAGACGACAAUAACGACGAUAAUGGCAGUGACGAUGGAAGUAGCAGUGCAAGCGACGUGUCUGAAAUAGAGGCAUCCUCGGACGACGAGGCCCUGGCCUAUGGCGCGCCCCGCAAUGUCAGCGCACAGCCAAUAAUGACGCCUUUGAUAAGGAGCUUCGAAGAUGUUACCCUUCUGGCGCCGCAAUCCGAGCUUCCGGAGGGCAUCACGCAGGAGAUGCUGAAGAGGGCCAUUGCCAAUAGUGGCUUUGCGCGUAGCACUGACAUUGAGGCAGAGCCAAAGCAACCUCCCAAACAGCGCGUGCGCAUUGAGGAGCCGGCGGGCGUGUCGGAGCUCGAGAACAAGUUCCGCAGCGUUAAAAAGUCGCUCGAUGAGUCUACACUGGCGUCGCUGCGGAAGGCCAACCGGCGCAUGGUUCCCCCGAAGUACCGGCUCGAGGUUAACUUUAUGACAAACCGUGUACAAUCCGGGGUCGCCCCCGAUGCGACGCCUGUUGCUGACGACGAGGUUAUUCUUAGCGUGUGCUUCUAUAACACGCGCUCGUCGUCCUCCAAAAUGGAGGAGUAUCUAGUGCUUGGCUCGCAGAGUCUCACUGUGCUUCGCGACGCGUUUUAUUGUAUAUCGGAUUUCCUAGUUUCCCACCGUGACGAGGCCAUAGAGAACACAAAGGAUAAGAAAGUAAGCUCGAGCUACUUCUUCAUUGAAAACACUUUUUACAACGAUAUGCGCUCGCCCACGGCUACAGACUACAGCCGUGUCAUAAUGGAGUGGGCGAACGAUCCCGAGCGCCAGGAAAAGAAUCCCAAGCUGAGCGGCCUACAGUCGCGCCUUAUGGACGGCGCUCGAUUCCUGGACCUGUCGAUUCGCCUCAAGCAGCCGUACACGUUUGUCCACCAGGGCGAUUGCGAGCACGUCAUGAUCUUCACGGACCUGCGCCUGUUGGGUCCAAAGGACGAUCAGUUCGUCGAAAACUAUCCGAAGCAGAUUUUCCGCACGCGCCACAUGAGACACAAGUGCCGCAUGUGCUCGGCAUACCCGGCGCAGUAUGUCACCAAGAACGACUUCCAUAGCGGCAUGAGUCCUUGCUACUUUUGCGAAAAGUGCUACACGCCAUUCCACUUUGACAACGAGGGCAACAAGCUGCUGGAGCACGACGUCUUCCCUUAUGCUAAUGUCAAUCUGAUGUGAGGCGCCCUUCCGCGGUUCUUGGCGGGUAUUUAGCGUACAGACUUCAAUAUCAAUGAAUUAUUAUUUUUAUUUCAAAAGCAAUCCACAUAUAUAUAUAUAUUGUCUUUGUAGUUGUG